Galeopterus variegatus (Sunda flying lemur) is the source of this 519-nucleotide messenger RNA. Its product is annotated as HMG domain-containing protein 4-like. The transcript has 5 exons. NCBI's taxonomy places the organism in Eukaryota, Metazoa, Chordata, Mammalia, Dermoptera, Cynocephalidae. Bases 1 to 519 code for a protein of 172 amino acids. The record is from RefSeq and is a predicted model, not a curated record.
AUGGUGACGAACAAGUGUGCUUCAUGUAGUACAAAGCAGUGUGCAGAAGUGAAAGAGCCAAAAAAGAAGAACAUGUCAGCCUACCAGGUGUUCUGUAAAGAGUAUCGUGUAACCAUUGUGGCUGACCAUCCAGGUAUAGAUUUUGGGGAACUUAGUAAAAAACUGGCUGAGGUGUGGAAGCAAUUGCCAGAAAAGGACAAACUGAUUUGGAAGCAAAAAGCUCAGUAUCUACAGCACAAACAGAACAAAGCUGAAGCUACAACUGUGAAAAGAAAAGCAUCCAGCUCAGAAGGUUCUGUGAAAGUGAAAGCUUCUUCUCCAGGAGUACUCUCACCCCAAAAGAAGUCCCCAUCCACUACCAUGCUGUUACCAGCCUCGCCAGCCAAAGCCCCUGAGACAGAGCCCAUUGACGUUGCUGCUCAUCUUCAGCUGUUGGGAGAGUCCCUAAGCCUCAUUGGACACCGCCUGCAGGAAACUGAGGUGAGUACAACCAUCAGCAUUAUGACUUCAGUUUCUUAG